CAGUGUUCCUUCCUGGUGCUCUAACAAUAUAUAGGAUGGCUUUCAAAUGUUUAUGGAUAUAUAUGUUCUUACUUCUAGACAUACUUCAAAACUCUUACGGCCAAAAAACAGGCUGUGCUGGUCCACCAGUCAUGUGCUGUAAAGGAACUAAUAGUAAAUGCAAACCAGCACAUGUCAACUGCUUUUGUGAUGAAACCUGUGAGAAAUUUAAUCAGUGCUGCUCAGAUUAUGCAUCAACCUGUAAAAAAGACCCCAUUAAUGGGUGUUUGUCUUCACCUUGUUCUCCAUAUGCAACCUGUACCUCAACCAGCACAGCAGGAGACUACAAAUGCACAUGCAAAUCGGGCUUUACAGGAAUUGGAACAAUAUGUGAAGAUAUCAAUGAAUGUGAUUUAAAGAUCUGCUCUUCAAAUGCCACAUGUGAAAAUACAAUAGGAGGUUACAAGUGUUCUUGUAAUCCUGGAUUCUCAGGAAAUGGAGCAACCUGCAGUGAUAUUAAUGAAUGUGAGAACCACAUUUGCUCUCCAGACGCUAACUGCACAAAUACAGUGGGAGGUUACAACUGUUCCUGCAAGCCUGGUUUCUCAGGAAAUGGGACAUCAUGUCGUGAUAUUAAUGAAUGUUUGCAAGAAAAAAAUCCCUGUGGAUCAGAUUACCUUUGCAUAAAUACAUUUGGAAAUUAUACCUGUACUCGAUUACCUGCCACAACACCAACUCCAAUUGGUUGUUUAUCUGAUAAAGGGCUCCUUUGCUGUGAAGGACUCAACGAUAGUUGCAGGCCUGCUAACGCUGCAUGCUACUGUGAUUCAGCCUGCUCCAGUUCAACCCAUGAUUGCUGCUUUGAUUAUAAUGCCACGUGUAUGAAUGCUUCCUAUAAUGCCUGUUUAAAGUCGCCAUGCUCUCCAAAUGCCACCUGCACCAGACUGUAUUACCCUAUUGGAGGCUACAACUGUACAUGCAAAGCAGGCUUUACAGGGAAUGGAACUGUCUGUACUGACAUUGAUGAAUGUGCAAAGAUCAUAUGUCCUGGAAAUUUAACAUGCGUAAAUACACCAGGGAGCUACAGCUGUUCUUGCAAAAAGGGAUUUUCAGCAAAUGGAAACAGCUGUAUUGACAUUAAUGAAUGCACAAGCACAUCCGUGUGUCCCGUGAAUUCUGUAUGCAUGAAUACACCGGGGAGCUACAGCUGUCUCUGCAGUUCUGGAUACACAGGGAAUGGGGCCACCUGUACUGAUAUCAAUGAAUGUGCAAACUCUAAGUGUUCUCCAAAUGCCAUAUGCACGAAUACACCAGGGAACUACUCUUGCCAAUGCAAAUAUGGAUACACAGGAAGUGGUACAUCAUGUCAGUCACUACGAGAUUCUGCUGUUUCACUCUGUGAUUCAGGAAGUAGUUGUACAAAUGCUUUAGGAUGCUUCAUGUGCAGUAAUACAGUUGGAAGUACUACAAGUCAGGUUUGUUGUAAACAACUUUCAUGUCCAUCUGACUUGUGCCUUGGAAUUGCAUCAUGUACAAUACAGAGACCAGAUCAAAGCAGACAGUGUGUACCUUCAUGCAGUUCUCCAUACAAUAUCGGGACAUCUGCUAAUGAUGGAUAUAACUUUAAUCCAAAUCCAUUACCAGAUGUACCAAUGAGAUCUAUCAGGCUGAAGGUUUCAAUCACAUCAUCAGACCCUUCCUUUUAUAAGAUAGCAAACAUUAAUGACUACAAUAAUUUUACUGAAGCCGCAAAUCUAAAGUUAAGUUCAAUACUGAGUAAAGUAAACCCAGCAGUCUUUGUCUGCAACCAGAAUGUCCAGCUUAAUGUCAGCUGAUCAACUAAAACCUUUCUACAACUGCUCUUCAUCUGGAUAUAAUGGAUAUGUUCUUAACUUUGACGGCGAUGUAUUCCAGUGUAUAAGUCCUUGCAGUGCAGGAAAUUACUGCUCAAAUCAAGCAAUCUGUGAACAUAUCACAUCUGGGCCAGUAUGUAGGUGCAAACCAGUAUCCAUUUAUUCGCCAUUUGGGGAACGCUGUGAAAAUCUUGCGUUAAACCUUAAUGCCUUUUUUGGAAUUCUCUUUGGAGCCCUGGCAUUCCUGUUUUUGUUGCUGCUCAUCAUUUUCAUUAUCAUAUGCUGUGUGUGCAAGAAGAGAAAAUCAGAAACACUGCCAGUUGAGACACCCUCAAAUCAUACUCUGCAGUCAGAGAAAAGAAACUCUAUUUAUGAUUCAAAAGAAUACACUGUAUCAAACAAUUGGAAGAGUCCUUGGAUUAAAGAGAAUAAUAAUAGUUCCUGGAAACAAUAAACUAAUCUGGAAAAAAUGCACGGCUUAACUGCCUCUGAACCAUGACACUAAUCAAAACAAGAUUCAAGAAAUUAAUGGAGUGAAAUACCUGCUUCAGUUUGUUCAGCUCUACAAACCUGUCAGAGGAAGAUUGUGCAAUACACUGAAAUCAAAGGCUAUGUAAUGUGCAAUACACUGAAAAUAAAGGCUACGUAAUGUGCAAUACACUGAAAUCAAAGGCUAUGUAAUGUGUAGCACAUGUAAAGUUGUGAUGUUUGAUCCUGUAGAUGACUACGAUUCGUUUUAUGACUAUGAUGUUAUGAAUAAUUUUCAACAUUUAUCAAUUCAUUAUGUAAGUUUUAAGGGAUUCUUCUGCAUGACAAAGAAUGAAAAGUGUAACCUGUAAAAUACCUUGUUAAAAGGAAACUCAUUUGAAUUAAUCAGUUAGUACAGUUUGGGCAUCACUUCUCUUACAGGACAGCACUGAUGCAAUAUGCUUUAAAAUUAUGAUUAUGACUUUCUCAAACAUUUAAGGAAGAUAUGCCUAUCAACAUUUUCAAAUUACUUAGAUACAUAAUGUAUAUUUUAAAUCGCACUAGAAAAAGUCAAUAGAGAAAGCAUGUUUAUUUAAAAGAAUAUGUAAAAUAAUAGGCAGACCUUUUUUUCAUUAAUUUUUCUUUAAAAAAUCUCAUAAAACCCCAGAAUGUGGACCACUACAAGACUAUAAAAACACCCAACUUAGAUAAUACACAAUUGAUUCAAUUUAUGAAAAAUACUGAAUAAUACUAUAGCAGCUUAUGCUGUCUAGCACAAAUCAAUCAAAAUCUGUUUUGUAUUUUACAAAACAAGCAAGAUAUAAUAUUGUCCUGGAGGAAGAGAAAGUAAUUGUUGGUGUAACAUCUGCAUAAGGAUCUGUAUGAAACACUUAUAUCAUCGUUUCAACUUUACUCACGUCUUUAUACUAUUUUCAGAAACAAAUUAUCAUAUUCUUGAACACAUUCCAGAAGCAUUGCUGCUAACUAAAGACAAGUUCUUCCCCUCAAUGCAGCACACAUGAUGCCUGUUUUAUCCAAAUGUUUUGAAUACAUUCUACACACUGUUCUUACAAAUAAAUUGUUUAUAUGUGUCUUCUUUUACCCCAUCUGUAGUCUACAGAUUCCACAGCAUAGAUCAAUACAACGUAAAUAACCAACAUUUAUUUAACCCUAUGCCUUCCAUCCCAUGUCUCACUACAGCUUACAAGUUAUACCACUCUCCCUUCAUAACCAGCUUCCACAUCAGUUCAGAGUUAAAGUGUAAUAUCAGACACUCCAAUAAUCCAAAAAGCAGGCAUUAAUGCUGAUAUAAAGCUAACUAUAGUAUUACCCCCAACACAAAUCCAGUCCAGUCCUCAUCAUUGAUAAUGUCAGAUAUAUGCAUAUAUCCCUUUCCUUCAGAACUUUGGUAUAUAU
Messenger RNA from Protopterus annectens (West African lungfish), 3716 nucleotides. Its product is annotated as neurogenic locus Notch protein-like. NCBI's taxonomy places the organism in Eukaryota, Metazoa, Chordata, Ceratodontiformes, Protopteridae. Gene Ontology annotation, molecular function: calcium ion binding. The record is from RefSeq and is a predicted model, not a curated record.